AUUCUUACUUUAUUAUUAUUUUUUUUAAAUCUUAUUUUUCGUGUUUAAAGUAUUGGUCCUCAACUAUGAAAUAACCUGCCCCUGCACAUAAAAGAGGCUCCUUCACUGCCCACCUUUAAAACUCGCCUUAAAACCAACUAUUAUUCUUUGGCUUUUAUCGUUUAUUUUAUAAAUAAAGAUAUAGGGCAUGAUGAUUUAUUUGCGCGAACUGAUCCUUAGGAGCAGAUGCAUGCCUGUAAGACCGUACUGAGGGACAAAAACGUAGGCGCCGUGAAAAUUGCGGAAGGGCUGUGUCCCGACCCGUCUCACUCACAACAACACUUUGGGAGUCGGCGAAAAGUUUCUCUUAAGAGGAUCAGCAUCGACUGACAGCUCAGAAGCCUUCUCCGACAGCGGAGGAGAUCUCUCUACCGACAUGGCCCAGGCUAACAUCUCGGUGACAGAGAGCCAGUUCCGGUGUCCCAUCUGCCUGGACAUCCUCAGGGACCCGGUGUCCAUCCCCUGCGGACACACCUACUGCAUGCUGUGCAUCAGCAACUACUGGGACCAGGCGGAGCCGGCCCGGUUCAGCUGCCCCCAGUGCCGGGACGUCUUCAGCCCACGGCCGGUGCUGCGGAGGAACACGGUGCUCGCCGAGGUCGUAGACAAGCUCCAGCUGAGCGAGAUGGUCCAGGCGCCGGAGCUCUACCUGGGGGGAGCCGGCGAGGUGGCGUGCGACUUCUGCCCGGCGGAGAGCACGCUGAGGGCGGGCAAGUCGUGCCUGGUGUGCCUGGCGUCCUUCUGCGACCUCCACGUCCUGCCGCACCGCCAGGUCGGCCCUCUGCGGCGGCACAAGCUGGUGGACGCGGUGGAGCGGCUGGCGGAGAGGCUGUGCGCGCAGCACCGCCUCGGCCUGGAGCCCGCGGGGAGCGGAGGCGAGGCGGAGGCCGAGUGGAGCGGAGACUGCCUGCUGUGCGAGGCGGACCAGGAGGAAGAGCGCCGGGCGGACGCGCAGAAAGCCAGGAGACAGCUCCAGCUCCAGGAGUCCCAGAGGAUGGUUCAGGGAAGGAUACGGACCGGCGAGAGAGACCAAGAGGAGCUCCAACAGAGCUUGGAGUCCCUCAAGGCAUCAUCCUCAGCGGUUCUGGAGGAAAGUGAAGCUCUGUUUGCUGAGAUUGCACACCGCCUGGAGAAAACUAAAGCUGAGGUUCAAGGAUUGUUGGCGGCAAAAGGGCGAGCAGCGGUCGGGAGAGUGGAACGAGACAUGGAGCUUCUGGAGAAAGACCUGGAGGAGCUGAGGAAGAGAGACGAGGAGAUCAGCCAGCUGCUGCUAACCGAAGACAAUGUCCGUCUGUCACAGGCAGCCCCGCUGCUCUGCAUCCCCCUCGUCGCUGAUCAUCAGCACUCCAGAACCUUCAGCCGGCCCACAGAGGCCUUCAGCGACGCUAGAAAAGUGCUGAGCCACCUCCGCAGCUCCAUUGAGGACGUCUGCAGGGAGCAGGUGGACAAGAUCAGCCGCGCAGGUAAUGAGAACUUUGUCCCCGGUAGAGAGCUUGUAAACGAUGGCCAGAAUUACCGGGUGGGGAACUCCAAACCUCUGCAAUCCCCAUCUGCGGGGCAACAAUACAGCAGGGCUGCUCCAGUUUCAUUUCCUCUGUCCACACUUUGCCUGCAGCCACCUGAUCAGAGGAUGAGGGCAGCUUUACUCAGAUUUUCAUGUCGUCUAUCCUUGGACCCCAACACGGCCUACCCGACUCUGGUCCUCCUUGAGGAGCCUCAGGGGGCCCACUGCGGCGAGGACACGCAGCCGUACCCGCCCCACCGGCAUCGGUUCGACUCGGUGGCACAAGUCCUGUGCAGGGAGGGUCAGUUCGGUGCCGCCAGCUACUGGGAGGUGGAGUGGAGGGGAGGCGGAUGGGUCGACGUUGGCAUCACGACGCUGUCGAUCGGACGCAAAGGCGGCGGAAAGCCCUGCCUGCUGGGGCGUAACGAGAACUCUUGGCGGCUGAGGUGCACACACACGGGUUACUCCGCCUGGCACGACAACCGCAAGACCACAGUGGCCGCCCCGCCCUGCCCGAGGAUCGGGGUGCUCCUGGAGCGACAGAAGGGGGCGUUGUCCUUCUACAGCGUGUCAGACACCGUAGUACUUCUGCACACUUUUCACUGCCAGUUCUCUCAGCCGUUGUACCCGGCUUUCCGCCUGGAUCUGGACUCCACCCUGCUCAUCUGCCCACACGAGGGAGCCAAUGGAAGCAGGUCAUGAUAUAACAGUUUUUAAAAUAAUCUGCCGUGGAAAAGGCGCUGCAGCGAUGCAAACACUACAACAAUAUAACCAAAGACAAUCCACAUUAAAUUAUUGGAUUGAAAA
Fundulus heteroclitus (mummichog) is the source of this 2350-nucleotide messenger RNA. Its product is annotated as E3 ubiquitin/ISG15 ligase TRIM25. Gene Ontology annotation, molecular function: protein binding. Lineage: Eukaryota; Metazoa; Chordata; Actinopteri; Cyprinodontiformes; Fundulidae. The transcript has 9 exons. Bases 416 to 2245 code for a protein of 609 amino acids. The record is from RefSeq and is a predicted model, not a curated record.